AUGGUCUUGUUCUUUACAUCUAAUGUUGCGAACCCACCGGUCACCCUCUACAUGGGUCGGGACAAGGUUGAGAACGAGGACUUGAUCAAGUACGCUUGGCCCCAGGAUGUGUGGUUCCAUGUCGAUAAACUGUCUUCUGCUCACGUCUAUCUCCGAAUGCCGGACGGGAUGUCUUGGGAGGGCAUUCCUGAGGAUCUUCUCACCGAUUGCGCGCAGCUGGUAAAGGCAAACUCGAUCGAAGGCAACAAGAAAGAUAACUUGACGAUCAUCUACACGCCAGCCGACAAUCUGAAGAAAACAGGGGACAUGGCAGUGGGUCAAGUUUCAUUCCACAGCGACAAGAAGGUCAAACGAGUUCAUGUCCCAAAACGGGAAAAUCCCAUCGUGAAUCGUCUCAAUAAAACCAAGGUCGAAAAGGUCGUCGAUCAUGAACAGGAAAAAAUCGACCGAAUAAAGAAGGAAUCGGCGAUCAGGAGAGCUGCUGCCGCUCAGAAGAAGAAGGCUGAUGCUGAGCUGGCCAAGCAACGAGAGGCCGAAAAGGCCGCCAAGUCCUACGACUCGUUGUUCGAAGUCGAGGAAGACUUCGAUGCGAACGCGCCGCGCAAGACUGGCCGCGAACUUGAGGAAGACUUCAUGUAA
Messenger RNA from Pleurotus ostreatus (oyster mushroom), 639 nucleotides. It is a transcript of the gene CCDC25, whose product is annotated as Coiled-coil domain-containing protein 25. NCBI's taxonomy places the organism in Eukaryota, Fungi, Basidiomycota, Agaricomycetes, Agaricales, Pleurotaceae. The record is from RefSeq and is a predicted model, not a curated record. The transcript has 8 exons. Bases 1 to 639 code for a protein of 212 amino acids.